AUGCACGUCUUGAAGGCGCCGUUAAAGCAGAAGAGCCCCCUCACUCGGGGCCAGGUCGAGAACUUGGAGCUCUUUGUCAUCCGGGCCUCGAGCAGGCAUGCAUGCAUUGCUGGACAACUUCUUUUCUGCUUCCAUUCGGGGGCCAGAUGGCGAGACCUGCAAACCUUGAGACAUGUUGACCUGGAGAUUGACCCGGCUACAGGUGAUGCUUUGGUCUACGGUGAGGCGCUGACUUCCAAGACAACAAUUACGGCCAAGGCCAAAACUACCCUGCUUCCCUAUGUCGGGGUAGGGCUGGGACUAUCUGGGCACCCGUGGGCUGCUGCUUGGAUUAAGGCUCGCCAACAAGAGGGCCUUGCCAAUGGUGAUCCAUUCCUCCCCACUUUCUGUGAGCGGAAGGGAGCCUGGGGGUCGCAGAGGAUGUCGGCUUCAGAGGCUAGUAUCUACUUGAGGGAGUUUCUCCAGAACAUGUGUAAUGAGAGUGGUGACUUGAAGGACUUGGGUACCCAUUCGCUGAAGAGGACUUUGUUGAGCUGGGCGGGCAAGUCCCACCCGGUUGUGUUUUCCCACGCAGAGCGUCGUCUUCUUGGACAUCACUUGGAUCAGGAGAACAAGUCCGUGGUCAUUUACUCCAAGGACGCCUAUGUGGCCUUGUACGGGCGAGUUUUGGGAAUGUUUGAUUCUAUCCGGUCGGGAUCUUUCGACCCCGACAUGAGGGCAGUCGAAAGAAUGAAGGUCAUCGCGCAACGGCUGGCCCAUGUCGACGACGAGGCCGAGGAUGAUCCGAGAAUCGCACAACGUGGCAGGACUGCCGCGCUUGAGGGCCCAGAGCCUGAUGGUGCUGAUUCCGAGGCCGGCAGUCUGAGCUCUGGAUCAGAGGCGCCGGAGGACAGCUUGCAGCUGCCAGUCGGGGCUAAGGUCAGGUCGCCUUUUAAGGGCGUGGACUUGACGGCUUGCUGGACUCAUAAAGUUUCUGGCAUAACUCAUGUUAUCCGUGAUGAGAAAACUUUGAUGUGCGGUCGUUACCUGUCCUCUAAUUUUGUUCGCACAGAGGAGGCAGGGAUCGCUGGAGUGAACCCAGAGUGUUGCCAUCAGUGCAACAGGCUCUUCGUGACACGUUGGCCGGUCUUGGAGAACCGGUGUUGGCAACGUGGGGGGGCCUUCGUGACGCGGAUUUUGCCUGCUCACUUUGUGAGUCGUGAUGGACGAGAGCUGCUG
Symbiodinium sp. CCMP2456 is the source of this 1218-nucleotide messenger RNA. The record is from the annotation of a GenBank genome assembly. NCBI's taxonomy places the organism in Eukaryota, Dinophyceae, Suessiales, Symbiodiniaceae.